AUGGCGCAGCAGCUGGGUCAUGAUCCUUAUGAAAGUGUUCGGGGCGUUACUCAACCCGAAUGGCAUGACCGUCCACUUAUAAAGACUAUCCUUGGUCUUAAAGGAAAUUUUUCACUCAUCACCGGGUCAGAUCCGGAUCUGAUGUAUUUCUUCCAUAGGUACCUGAAUGAUGCAGAUUACUACGGUGGGUUUGAGCAGGAAGACCUGGACCAACUAUUUGACGCCAUUAGAGCUAAUUACAAAGCCUGGGUUUCUGGCUUUGCUCCAUUGGCUGUAGGUGGAGAUAUGGAUUCCAUCGCAGUUCAAGAGUUUAGCCGGACUCUCUUCAAUGUCCGCCCUGACAUCGCUUUAAGCGUUGCACAGACCAUAUUCCAGAGCGACUUGAGAAACAUUCUUGGCCUUGUGACUGUUCCUUGCCACAUUGUUCAGAGCACCAAAGAUCUUGCUGUUCCUGUAGUGGUGUCUGAGUACCUGCACAGGAACAUUGCAGGUGAGUCCAUUGUUGAGGUAAUGCCAUCAGAAGGCCAUCUUCCACAGCUUAGCUCUCCUGAAAUUGUCAUUCCUGUUCUUCUCAGGCACAUUAGGUAUGAUAUUGAAGCUUGACAUCUGUAUUUGAAUCACAAAACUUUGAUGAUGAUUCUCUUGCAGUUGAUUAGUGUGUGAUUUGAUUAUUUGUAAAAUUCUUCAAUUAUGUAUCCUCUGAUGACGAUAUGUGUAAGCAAUAAUUGCAUCCUGUCUUUCCUGUCUUCUUUCACUUUU
This is a messenger RNA of Dendrobium catenatum, 759 nucleotides long. Its product is annotated as probable esterase D14L. The record is from RefSeq and is a predicted model, not a curated record. Bases 1 to 603 code for a protein of 200 amino acids. Gene Ontology annotation, biological process: response to karrikin. Lineage: Eukaryota; Viridiplantae; Streptophyta; Magnoliopsida; Asparagales; Orchidaceae. The transcript is spliced from 2 exons.